Echinops telfairi (small Madagascar hedgehog) is the source of this 7345-nucleotide messenger RNA. RefSeq names its product F-box and leucine rich repeat protein 20 (gene FBXL20). Gene Ontology annotation, cellular component: SCF ubiquitin ligase complex. Gene Ontology annotation, biological process: SCF-dependent proteasomal ubiquitin-dependent protein catabolic process. Lineage: Eukaryota; Metazoa; Chordata; Mammalia; Afrosoricida; Tenrecidae. The record is from RefSeq and is a predicted model, not a curated record. Bases 1 to 1608 code for a protein of 535 amino acids. The transcript has 16 exons. Gene Ontology annotation, molecular function: protein binding.
AUGAGAGGCUGGCUAUCUUCUACAGACAAAGCCAAGAAGGCUGUGUACGUCGGUUUCCGCUCAGGAAACGCCCCCGCCUACUCUCCAGGACACGCUUGUUUCUCCCGCCAAAGUGGCGUCAAGAUCAGGCCGGCCCUCCGGAGCAGUGCACCAGGAGAGACGCCCCGCAGCGGCCCCCGAGGCCUCGGCGCAGCAGCACCCCGUAAUGCAACCCACGGGGGCGGGGGAGGCGGCACCGGCAGCACCAGCGGCACUUCCCCCAACCCGGAGACGUCCAGAAAGAGGAGGAACAUGGCUCCGAGCAGGGACCGCCUGCUGCACUUUGGGUUCAAGGCGACAAUGUUCUCAAAUAGCGAUGAAGCUGUAAUCAAUAAAAAACUUCCCAAAGAACUCCUAUUACGAAUCUUCUCUUUUCUGGAUGUCGUAACCCUGUGUCGCUGUGCUCAGGUCUCCAGGGCCUGGAAUGUUCUGGCUCUCGACGGCAGUAACUGGCAACGAAUUGACCUGUUUGAUUUCCAGAGGGAUAUUGAGGGCCGAGUAGUGGAAAAUAUCUCAAAAAGAUGUGGGGGCUUCUUGCGGAAGUUGAGUCUCCGUGGGUGUCUUGGAGUUGGAGACAGCGCAUUAAGGACUUUUGCACAAAACUGUAGGAAUAUUGAAGUACUGAAUCUAAAUGGGUGUACAAAGACCACAGAUGCUACAUGUACUAGCCUUAGCAAGUUCUGUUCCAAACUCAGACACCUUGACUUGGCUUCCUGUACAUCAAUAACAAACAUGUCUCUAAAAGCUCUGAGUGAGGGAUGUCCACUGUUGGAGCAACUGAAUAUUUCCUGGUGUGACCAAGUAACCAAGGAUGGCAUCCAAGCACUAGUGAGAGGCUGUGGGGGUCUCAAGGCCUUGUUCUUAAAAGGCUGCACACAGUUAGAAGAUGAAGCUCUGAAGUACAUAGGUGCACACUGUCCUGAACUGGUGACUUUGAACUUACAGACUUGCUUGCAAAUCACAGAUGACGGUCUCAUUACGAUAUGCAGGGGGUGCCAUAAGUUACAGUCCCUCUGUGCCUCUGGCUGCUCCAACAUCACAGAUGCCAUCCUGAAUGCUCUAGGUCAGAACUGCCCAAGGCUCAGAAUAUUAGAAGUGGCAAGAUGUUCUCAGUUAACAGAUGUGGGCUUUACCGCUCUGGCUAGGAAUUGCCAUGAACUUGAAAAGAUGGAUCUGGAAGAAUGUGUUCAGAUAACAGACAGCACGUUAAUCCAACUUUCUAUACAUUGCCCUCGUCUUCAAGUAUUGAGUCUUUCUCACUGUGAGCUGAUCACAGAUGAUGGAAUUCGUCACCUGGGAAAUGGGGCCUGCGCCCAUGACCAGCUGGAAGUGAUUGAGCUGGACAAUUGCCCACUAAUCACAGAUGCGUCCCUGGAGCACCUGAAGAGUUGUCACAGUCUUGAGAGGAUAGAGCUCUAUGACUGCCAGCAAAUCACACGCGCUGGGAUCAAGAGACUCAGGACCCAUUUACCCAAUAUUAAAGUCCACGCCUACUUCGCACCUGUCACUCCACCCCCAUCAGUAGGGGGCAGCAGACCGCGAUUCUGCAGAUGCUGCAUCAUCCUAUGACAAAGGAGGUGGUCAUCUUUGGUGAACUGAGUAUUUAAUGACACUUCUAGAGUUACCGUGGAGUCUCGCCAGUGGAAGCGACCCCAGUGUUCUGGGCAAGGGUUACAAACGAGGGCGGUGUUCAGAUUCCCAGGACUGCACAUUGAUAACGCGUACAUACGUUCACCCUCAACCAGUCUAGCUCUGUGACCAUGGGACUGAAGUCCGAGCUGGCUUAUUUAUCAAAUGGAUUGGUAAAGCUUAACCAUUCCCGUUGGACAUGCCCAGAAGAAAAGCAUAGACCAAGGUAGAGGGAAGGGGGCAGUCCAGUGAACUCAGUGUUACUGCUACUGCAGUUGCUUUACUUUGUUGAUGACUGGGGUCUCUGGGGAUUUUGGAACAGCAGCUGUAGUCCUCCAGGGUCAAGAAAAGCAAACUAUGACACAUCCAGGGACCAGAAGGAAAAUGUCUUUGCAUCCUCAAAAUGGCAGCCAUCCGUUGUAAGAAGACUACAGAGCUUCUGUGUGUUGUUUCCAUGCCAACCUGCUGAGCAUGCUCACAAAGAAGGCUCAUCCAUUCCUCCUGUGCUUUAGUACUUUAGUAUUUGGCCCAGAGGUUUCCCAAAUGGUUGCAUCGAAAUCACUGUGGUCCAAGUGUGAUGACUCACUCAGGCACACUUGUGCAUCUGUCUUCCGUUUUCCGUGCUCCCUCCUGCCCUCUUGCUCAGUCUGUCGCCCCUUCACAGUCUGCGUGCUCACACUCAGUUGUUACUAAUUUGCUGCUGUUGUGUUUACAGUUUGCAUUUUGAAUGAUUAAUUGGGGUUACCAUUUUUAAGAGACUCAUAAUAAAAUAUUUUUUUAAGUCUAAAUUUUACAAUUGGGGAACUCUGCCUGAAUCUUUGCCAGUCUGGAGGGAAAUGUAACAAAAAUGAGAAGAUUAUAAGAAGAAAUUGAACUAAAACUAUUUUGCUAAAAACAAGCUUCACCUUUUGGCUGCUAUAUAUCUUGUGAUAAAUGACAGAGACCUGAGAUGCCCAUUCCCCUCUGCACAUUUUUCUUCCAUCAGACUCCACUAAAAGAAAGGCAUUAUUUGUAAAGUGUGUCAUGGUAAGGCUCAAAGCUGAAAGCCCCCACCACCCAAGCUCAAACAUUACUGAUUAGCUUGGUCUUAGGUUCACCAGAAUCAGUGUGAUCACUGGCAUCCCUAACUUAGGUCUAUGGGGCUAGAGUCUUACUUGAAAGGGAGCCUACUGUUUCUUUUUCCCACAUAGCCCAUUAGGGGUACAGCAAUUGCCCUGGAACAACUGGGCAGCUGUAUUUCAAUGUUGACGGUUUCCAUGUCUAAUGUCCGAGCCUCAAAGGACCAGAACUUUGAGCCAUAAUUAACUCUCUUCUGCUCACAACUUCCCUGAUGAAACAGAGGUGGGCAGGUGGGAACAGAGCACCAAGCCGAGGCAGAUGUUUCCUACCUCCCCAGCCUGGUCACUGCUUAGUGCUUAGUCCAAGAACUCCACCCCGCCCACUCCCCUACCCCCAAAAAUCAUAGAUGCUGAGAGAAAAUAUACUUCUAAAGCACAAGAAAUAGAUAUCUAAACCCUGAAGUUAAAAAUCUUGUGCGGUUUUAUUUAGGGGACAUCUCCUCUAAAGGUUUUUGUUUUAGUACCUGAAAAAAUCACCAUACAAUACCCUGAUUAGGGAGUUGAUGAGAGUUGCUCAGUUUGUUACGGCUACUAAAGUACUUCUUCCUUUAGGUGGGGGGGGAGUCCAAAAUAUCCUAUUCACCAAUACAUGGAAGGUCUUGGGAAUUCUCUCUCUCUCUCUACUCAUGAAGGGUCUGCCCACAUGCAGCUCCAUGUGCACUUGUCCAGAUGAUUUCAUCCUUGUAGUUUGAUUUUAUUCCUGCUGUUGUGGCCCAGAAUCGACCCAGGUGAGAGUGUGUGAGGUACGCAGGAUCAGCCUAGGGAGUCAGGUGCAGGAAUCCUUUUCCUUCCCAAGAACGCUUCGGGUCCACCACAUGUAGAAGGAAAUAUGUCUGGUGUGCCAGACUGCACCCCGCACCAAUUGAUGCAUGUGCUACGAUUUUGAGAGUACAGAACAUGGUAAGUUCCAGUCAGAUGGAAAGGGCAUUAAACACAAUUGCUUCCUGCCUUGACAUCUGGAACAUUCUUGAAAUCCAGUAUGUCUUAAAGGGUAUGUCCUGGGGGUUAGCAGAUUGGUGCAUUUUUCAAGCCCCAUAGCGCCUCCAGAAAACGCCAUCUGUAAUUAACGGGGUAAGAAGUGUGAAGAAACUUGGGUACAUACAAAGGUACCUUUAAAGCUAUCGCCAUAAGCCUGCAGAAGGCCACAAGGAAAUAUUGCCAUGUUCCUGGAGAACGUGUGCAGGCAUGUAGAUUCUCUCAUCCGUUACACAGUCCACCAAGCACAGGCACUGGUCUGUUACACCCUCUCCCAUUGGCCCAUCAGACAGAUGACAGCUUGUUUUUGUUUAGUGCGCUGUUCCCCUCCUUCCCACACCCUCCUCUCGUACCAGGAGUGAAAGCGUCCAUCCCACUCCCACUGAUGCUGCUGCUUCCUCCUCAUCCUCUCCCAGUGUAGCUUGCUCUGGGUUUUGCCCUGGGCAGCCUUGAAUUCAGUCCCUGUCAGGUGGCCCGGCCAUUUGUUCACUGGGUGGGUUAUUGGGUUUGAAAUCUAACUGUUGGCUAUGAAGAGUAAGGGGAUCUGGCUUCGGGCUUUUUCCAAUAUUUGGAAUAUAAAAGCACAUUUGUGUUCUUAUUUAUAUGGAAAAGUCUUUCCCUUCUCUCCUCUUACCUUUAGUGGGGAUAAAAGGAUUCCUUAAAUAUUUUUUGUAACUUUUCGGUCUGAUUUUCACAUCCAUUUACUUGAUUUAGCAGAGGUGUAGAAAUUUUACAUAUUUUUUGUAUCACACAUUUUAGAGGGAAACCUAGCAAAUACUUUUAUGAGGCUUUAUUUCGGGCUUUCAAGGCUAUUUGAACAGUUUGGUGUAGCUGUUUUACUACAGCAGCCAAGUUAUUUCACUUCUCCUCAUUGACUUGUAAGAUGCAUUCUUGCUCAUUUGAUAGAGGGGUGGGAGACUAGUGGCUAAGGAAACCUACCUGGUUUGUUGAAUUGCAAAGAAGUGUCAGAGUGUUGCCUGGAAAGAAUAGGGUGGUUUCUGCCUGGCUAUCUGGGCAGCCUGUCCUCAGGGGACACUCAAUUUGGAGAGGAGAAGCACUAGCACUCACCUCCUGGUUGGCCCUUGGCUGUGUUUUGUGGAUUGUGCUGAAAAUCAGACCAUGCCUGUUGGCACCAGUGAGGAGGCAUUUAAAGGAAUUAUUCUAAUCUUUUAGCUUUUCUCUACCUUGUGUGCUUGAUUUACGGACCAGGAUCCGGGUUUUGCAUCCUGGCAAACAGUAUCUUUCAAUGAUAGGCUCUGGGAUUCUAGAACAUUUUUAUACAAAGAUUGCCUUUCGUUCUAGUCUGUAAUUGCCUCUAACACAGGCCUUGUUUAUUAUCGGGUCUUUGAGACAAGGAUGUAAGUUGACGGACAAUCUUGAGGCAGGCCAUGUGAUUGCUACCUGCAGAGACCUAAGGUUUCUUUUUCCUCCAACAAAGCCCCAGCUGCUCUACCCUGGUCAUCCUUGCACUUCCACAGAAAGGACCCUUGGAGGCAAGUGAGUGGUCAGCGUGGAGAACUUCUGCCCUCGUGUGUCUGCUAUUAAAUCUUGGAACUUCAUUCUGCUCUGAAGCCUUCGGUCCUUAAUAAAGUCAGUAACGUACUUCUUGGCUGAGUCUGAGUGAAUCUUGGGAGCCCACAUGCAUACACAUCGCCCAUCUCUCUGCCUCUUGUGGCUUGGACGAAGCCGUUGGUAGAGAGGGUCUGGUUUCAGGUGUUGGGUCUCAGGACUUGUCUGGCUGAGGCAGUCCAGAGGAACCAGGAGCACCCAAAACGUAGUCCAGUCAGUCUUUCUGUUUGAUGUUUCCAGGCUCUGGUUUUGAAGAACUCAGUGGAGGGGGGGUUGAGGCUUAAACUACCAAUGAGGUUUAAAGUAAAGGAGAUAACCAGUUGUAGAGCCGGGUCCUUUGCCUCCGGUCUCAGCACCUAUCCUGAAUCUAUAUAAAUGCAACUCCCUCUCAUCUGGGUAGUUUCCUCUCUGCUUCACCCUAUGAACGCUGGGCCCUUCUUGCUGGCAAGGAUUUACAGUGGUUCCAGAGAGGCCUUCUCCCACACACCCCUCAGCAGUCAGCCAGCUGGGUUAGACAUCACUGCAGAGAUACACACACCCCCCCAGCUCCGCUUAGCUGCUGCUGAGGGUGGUGGUUUUGUUGCAGGACCAGAACAAAUGGGAUUUCCACCCCAGGAAGAGAUUGUGGGAGACAUGCCUUCGCUGUUCUGCCCAGGGAAAUCUUGGAAGUGAGUCCUUCUUUUGGCUGUGGAAGAAAAGUUUGUCCCACUGAUUCUCUUGUCUCUACUUAAAGCUACCUAUUAAUUUAAAUCUGAACCACACUGCUGCUCACGCAUGUCUGUCUUACCCUAGCCCAGUUCCUCGCGGGCCCUGCACUCAUUGUGUGGGGAGGGAAGUUGUGUUUUUAAUGGCACUAGAAAAUGAGAACCCAAAAGAGGUUUGAUUUGUUUUUACCUUCCUCCCCCAAAAAGCUUGAAUGAUUUCUUUCCUAGUGCUGCGUAAUAGAUAUAUAAGCUACACCUUUGCUGCUACUCUCCUGGGUUUGCUCCCCGCCCUCAAGAAUUUCGUUUGCGUGCUUCUCUGAUGACUGUUAAUUUCUAAUAAGUGCAAGAAGAGGUGAGCCCAAGAUCUCUUCUCUUGCUCCCCCCACCCCUCACCUCACCCCAAAAUGACAGACUAACCUCUCACUCUGGGAGCCUGUUUGCCUGUGUGCAAAGUCUGUGGGACGUGACUAUGGGGAUCUCCCAGUCUCCUCCAUCCCUGUGCUGCAGCUCUCAGAACUGACCCCAAAGAUCUAUAACUAGCCCCUCAGAGGAGGACUGGCUCGGAAGAGAGGCCUUCUUGUUUGGCCUGUCUCCAUUCUUGUUUUGACUCGGCCACAGGAUGCCUCCCACUCUCACCUCCCAUUCUCCUCCCUCGAUCGCUUCCCAGUAACCUGCCCUAUGCGCUUCCUUCCGGCUCCCCUCUGCCCACCACUCUGUCCUGAGAAAGAUGGCCUGUGCGGAGCUCAGUGAGCUGAGGCCUGCCCUGCCUGUCAGACUGCUGGAGGACAGAGAUGGAGGGUGAACAGUGCUGGAGACGUUUGCAUCUUCAAACUAGGCUCGGUCUUUCCUAGAACACACAUCCCCACCCCCGCCCGUGAGCCCUCUCCCCUGAUGGGGUAAAUGUCAAGGGUGGUGAGCCAGCAGGACCUGAUCCCAAACCUCCCUGUCUAUGGCCUGUGCCCUGGCAGACUGGCCCUGGCGCGCUUCAGGGUGGGAGCCGCUGCUUGCUCGUUCCUCCACCAGGCCUGCCCCAAGCUUAGCCAGCCCUGGGGCCGGCACACCAGGCUCCAUCAGCUGUCUAGUGACUGUGUCCACUCCGUUGUUGGACGCUUGAGGGAGGGUGGGGGGAGGGCUAUUUAAAUAAAUAAAAUCCAAGGUGGCAGUGGAGGAUUCCUUUUGCUUUAAAAUCUUUGGACUCAAAAAGAAAAAAAAAUGUUUUUUAUAUAUAAAUAUAUAAAUUGUUAUGUAACUAUUGUUUCCUGUAUGUUCUAAUUUUGUUUUAUGAUGUAAUUAAAGGAAAUAAGCUGUGAA